Molecule: messenger RNA, 1512 nt
Organism: Sinocyclocheilus rhinocerous
Lineage: Eukaryota; Metazoa; Chordata; Actinopteri; Cypriniformes; Cyprinidae
Product: small RNA 2'-O-methyltransferase-like
Exons: 6
Coding region: 119-766 (215 amino acids)
Biological process (GO): piRNA processing; siRNA processing; RNA methylation
Cellular component (GO): cytoplasm; nucleus
Molecular function (GO): RNA methyltransferase activity; O-methyltransferase activity
Source: RefSeq, a predicted model, not a curated record
GUAAUGCAUCCUUUUUGCAUUGGCUUUAAUGGCCCUUGCUAAAGAUUGAGUGUAUCUGAGUAAAGCAAAAGCAUUCACACACAGCUGAGGUGAAGGUGUCACCUCGAGCGUGUGUUCAAUGAGGACGGACAGCCGAGCAGAUCUGACCAAGAUGACCACGCCGUUUUCUCCUCCGCUGUACAUGCAGCGAUACCAGUUUGUUAUCGAUUACGUGAAAACCUACAGAUCUAAAAAGGUCAUCGAUGUCGGUUGCGCUGAAUGUCGCUUACUGAAAAAGCUGAAGUUUCAUCGCAACGGUAUACAGUUACUAGUGGGAGUUGAUAUCAACAGUGUCGUCCUCUUGAAGAGAAUGCAUACAUUGGCUCCACUUGUAAGUGAUUAUCUACAGCCAAGUGAUGGACCUUUGACCAUUGAGUUGUACCAAGGGUCUGUCACAGAGAGGGAGCCCUGCACCAGAGGAUUUGAUCUUGUUACAUGUGUUGAGUUAAUCGAACACCUGGAGCUUGUGAAGGUGGAGAGCUUUUCAGAGGUGGUGUUUGGGUACAUGGCACCAGGUGCCGUGAUUGUCAGCACACCUAACGCAGAGUUCAACCCGCUGCUGCCGGGCCUUAGAGGCUUCAGAAACUACGAUCAUAAGUUUGAAUGGACCAGAGCAGAGUUUCAGACUUGGGCUCACAGGGUCUGUAGAGAAUAUGAUUACUCUGUGCAGUUCACUGGAGUUGGAGAAGCUGUUGGCCACUGGAGAGAUGUGGGAUUCUGCACCUAGAUCGGUGUGUUCCAGAGGAAUUUUGAUGGGAUAAAUCAGUCCAUGAGUAAUGCUGAAAGCUUGGAACCUUCUGUGUAUAAACUGUUGUACAAGGUGGUGUAUCCAAGCCUGUGUGAUAACAACAUCUACCAGAAGACUUUAGUUAAUGAGGUCCUGUAUGAGGCACAACAACUGAGACGGGAAUGGCUCAGGAGAAUGAACAUGGACUCCAACAAUAAUGCACACUUCUACGCUCCUCCAUUAAUGGAAGUAUUCCAGCAUGGGGUCGAAGGGGAUGCACGUGAGUGGCAGCCUAUCUACCAGCAGGGCGGCACCAUUUGCGUUCCUUUGGAACGUGUGUGGUCCAGUCCCAGAGUGAGAGCGCUGUGUGGGAGCAUGCGGCGUCUCAGGGAGGAACUGCUGGAGGAUGAGCGGGUGAGGAUGAGCGCUGAUGGAACGGUGUUAAACCUGCCUACCGAUGAUGAUGAGGUGGAGGAAGAAAAAGAUGAUGUGAAAACAGUAUCAGGUGUAGCAAACAACAUAGAGGAGGACUGGGAUAGGGAGCUUGGGAGUUAAGGUAAUGUAUAACAGAUCCAGAAAGCUCUGUAACCAGAAUAAAAGAAAGCAAGCUGCACUUAAGACGAUUGUUAGUUUUUGACUGUAUGUGUAGGAUCAUCAGAAAGACAUAUUUCAAUUAUAUGGCCAAAUCUGUGUGAUCGAUGGAGAAGACAACCAUUAAACAUGUCAUUAAAAAUGCAAAUAUGUGA